Molecule: messenger RNA, 2313 nt
Organism: Danio rerio (zebrafish)
Lineage: Eukaryota; Metazoa; Chordata; Actinopteri; Cypriniformes; Danionidae
Source: RefSeq, a predicted model, not a curated record
CACAACUAACCACCUCAGCUCAACACACACACACACUUCAUCCCUUCACCAGCACUGGACGAGCACUAAACCAAACUCUUUCUGCAAAAAAACUGCUCGGUUUGUUCUGUUCAUGCGAUUAUUUCUCCAGGAGGAUUAUUUUUUCUUGAAGAAAGAAACUGCACGCCUCCAACAGAAAUGCUGAUCAGGCAUGUGACUGUUUUGGAUCAAGUGUAAUUCUCUUGUGUUUUUAAGCAAGUCGGCGGAGCGGUUUAUUCACUGUAUAGAGUUGUAAUAAUUAGUGUCUGCUGGAUUUUCAAGACACUCAAAGUCAUAGUUAAGCUGUUGAUUGUUAUAUUUCUGAGAAGAUGUCUUCCCCUGGUAAGUCAGGGGCUAUUUUGGGAAGAAGACUUUCACGAACCAAAAGCAAGAAAAAACACUUUGUGCAUCAAAAAGUGGAGGUGUUCUGGGCCAGCGACCCCAUCCUGACAGUGUUCAUGUGGGGCAUCAAUCACACGAUAAACGACCUCUUCCAAGUGCCGAUGCCAGUAAUGCUGCUUCCAGACGACUUCAAAGCCAACAUAAAGAUGAAAGUCAACAAUCAUUUGUUCAACAAGGAAAACCUCCCUGGACAUUUCAAGUUUAAGGAGUACUGUCCGCUGGUGUUCAGGAAUCUGAGAGAGCGGUUUGGAGUUGAACAUCAGGAUUAUCAGGUUUCUCUAACACGAAGUCCUCCAGUAAAGGAUGACAAGGAGGAGGAAGCAGUGCUGCUGUUGUUGAAAUCAUAUGACCGAACACUAAUUGUCAAGCAAAUCUCAAGUGAGGAGGUGGAGGACAUGCACAACAUCCUUUCAGAAUAUCAUCAGCACAUCGUAACAUGUCAUGGCAGCACAUUACUUCCUCAAUUCCUCGGCAUGUACCGCGUCACUGUGGACAAUGAGGACACAUACCUUUUAGUCAUGAGGAAUAUGUUCAGCCAUCGACUAACAAUUCACAGAAAAUAUGACCUCAAGGGGUCAUUGGUUUCUCGAGAAGCAAGUGACAAAGAAAAGGUGAAAGAGCUGCCUACAUUCAAGGAUGUGGAUUUCAGGAAUAACAUGCAGCGAGUGUACAUCAGUGACGAGGAGAAGGAGAAGCUUCUGGAUAAACUCAACAGGGAUGUAGAGUUUCUUGUGCGUCUGAAGAUCAUGGACUACAGCCUUCUGCUGGGCAUUCAUGAUGUCGGGAGGGCAGAGCAGGAGGAAGAGGAGGAGAUGAAGGACUCUUUAAGCGAAGAGGAAGAAGAUUCAGAGAAUGAUCUCCACCUUCCAGCGGUGGGGUCUUUCGGGACGUCCCCUGAGGGCAUUGCUGGAUACAUGAGCUCCUACAAAGCUCUCGGUCCAGGAGAGUUUGAUCCUUUUGUUGAUGUAUAUGCCAUCCAGAGCGUAGAUGGUGCUCCAUGCAGAGAGGUUUACUUCAUGGGUCUUAUCGAUAUUCUGACCCAGUAUGACACCAAGAAGAGAGCAGCUCAUGCUGCAAAAACAGUCAAGCAUGGAGCCGGGGCUGAGAUCUCUACCGUUCAUCCUGAACAAUACGCCAAGCGUUUUCGAGAAUUCAUUGCAAACAUCUUCGCCAAUUAAGAGCAUUUUAAAUGUAUUCUAGUAGAUCUAGUAGACAUAACAUUGCUUGGGAGCUAGUAAAAUGUUCUCAAUUAAUUAUAUUAAAAGCAUUUUUUAAUUAUUAUGACUUUUAGUAAUUAUAAAACUGUGAUUAAAUUGCUUUUGCUAGUCACAAUUACAGUGAGAAUGCAUCCUUCAGAUUAAAAAAUAUAAUUUUUUAUGUCCCCUGAUGGAGUUUGAGUCACCUUUGCUUCCUUUCCACAAGACAAAAAUACUAUAGUAAAUUAUAGUUAAACUAUACUACAGUAAAGUAACUGAAUUAAUCAGCUGUGGCAAUAUAACAACUUAUGUAAGACAAACAAAUUCCACAUUACUGUAGUUUUCUACAACUGUUGUUAUAUUAUAUUACACAGCAGAGUUUACUGUAGUAAAAACUGAAGGAUACUAUAAGAAUACAAUAUAAGGAUACCAUACAGUUUAUCAGUUCACUAUAGUUACUAUUACAGUAUGCUUUAACAAAGUGUUAUAAAUACUGUGAUAUACUAAAUUACACCUUCCUAUAGUAUGAUGACACUAGUGUUUACUAUAAAUUACUCAAUUAUUUUCUCAUGUGGUUCAGACGGGGUCUGUAGGGCUGCCUUACUAUUGAAUCCCACCCUUAAACAUUAAUGAGAGGGGUCUGGCUGCAGACCUGGUGCAGUGCAAUCUGGGCUGCAUCCAAUGUUUUUUAAUGGGC